CCCAUGGCUCCUGCAGAUCUCCCAGCCUCCCUUCCUCUGUGUGUGUGUCUGCUGCUGGCCUCUGACUUUGCCCAGGCAGGCAGGCUGCUGGUGGUGCCCAUGGAUGGGAGCCACUGGUUCACCAUGCAGAUGGUUGUGGAGAAACUCAUCCACAGGGGGCAUGAGGUGGUGACAGUUGUGCCAGAGGUGAGUUGGCAACUGGGAAAAUCCCUGAAUUUGACAGUGAAGACAUAUUCAACUUCUUAUACUCUGGAGGAAUUCAAUCAUAAGUUCCAGUUUAUUUCUGACUCUCAAUGGAUAACUCCAGAACAACAUAUACUUUCUGUAAUAACAGGCUCAGGCAAAGUGUUUUUCGAAUUAAUGUCUUCACACUGUAGGAGUUUGUUUCACGACAAGAAGUUAGUGGAGUUCUUGAAGCAGAGUUCUUUUGAUGCUGUGUUUCUGGAUCCUUUUGAGGUGUGCGGUUUAACUGUGGCCAAGUAUUUGUCACUCCCUUCAGUGGUCUUUUCAAGGUAUUUCUUUUGCCACCAUUUUGAAGAGGGCACACAGUGCCCCAGUCCACUGUCUUAUGUUCCGAGACUCUUCUCCAAAUUCACAGACACCAUGACUUUCAUGGAGAGAGUGUCAAACACUGUUUUCUACAUGGAAGAGCGUGCAUUUUGCCACUACUUGUUCAAAACUGCUACAGACAUUGCCUCUGAAGUUCUCCAGACCCCAGUGAGUAUGGAUAACCUCUUCAGCCAAGUGUCCAUUUGGUUGUUACGCACAGACUUUGUGUUAGAUUUCCCCAGACCUGUGAUGCCCAACAUGGUCUUCAUUGGUGGAAUCAACUGCCAACAAAGAAAGCCACUUUUGAAGGUAUGUUGUCUCUUCUUUAGCACAUGA
This is a messenger RNA of Peromyscus californicus insignis, 885 nucleotides long. Its product is annotated as UDP-glucuronosyltransferase 1A7-like. Lineage: Eukaryota; Metazoa; Chordata; Mammalia; Rodentia; Cricetidae. The record is from RefSeq and is a predicted model, not a curated record. The transcript has a single exon. Bases 4 to 885 code for a protein of 293 amino acids. Gene Ontology annotation, molecular function: UDP-glycosyltransferase activity.